GCCGGAAGUGUAGUUUUUCGCGGAAGCGUCUCGUUGUUGUGGCGGGUAAGUUUGUCUCUGCUGUGACGGAGCUUUAGCGUUUUAACCCGGAUUAAAGCGACCGGUACCCGCGGCCGGUAGUGUGAGUGUUGGACCGGAGAGCCCGGAGCCCGGACCGGUACACCGGGACCGUCUGUAGUCAGUCUGUCGAGGUCAUGUUUCUCCAGAAUGAACGCCGUCUCCAAACGCCUCAAACUCAGCCAGUCUAAACCGCCACCCGGCGCCGCACGGAGCCUCAGACCGCCACGCUCCGGUCCACUGCUCAGCUCCCAUGAUGCUUUGCUGCUGCCGCCUCCUGCAGGGGGCGGAGCUCCGGAGGAGGAGGAGGAGGAGUUCCUGCUAGUGGAGGAAGACACCACUGACUCCAGCCUCAUCAUCACCAUGGAGGAGAGUCAGGAGGAGGUGAAGGCAGCGAGGAGGAGAGCGGUGAGGAAGAGGAAGAAGAAACUGAUGGAGGAUGGAAGGGGCGGAGCCUCAGAGAGUGAGGAGGAGGGGGCGGGGCCAGAGGUGGAGAUUGACAGGCAGCUCGACCAAUCACUGGAGACCAAGUCCAAACAGCACAACCUGACCACCGUGAACGUCCGAAACAUCAUCCACGAAGUCAUCACCAACGAACACGUAGUGGCCAUGAUGAAAGCUGCCAUCAACGAGACGGAGGCCGUCCCUGCGUUUGAGCCGAAAAUGACUCGAUCCAAGUUGAAAGAAGUCGUGGAGAAAGGAGUGGUGAUUCCAGCCUGGAAUAUUUCUCCCAUCAAGAAGACGAAUGACGUCAACAAGGCUCCCCAGUUCGUGGACAUCCCUCUGGCUGAGGAAGACUCCUCUGAUGAAGAGUACCAUCCUGAUGAGGAAGAGGAGGAUGAGACGGCUGAAGAUACCUUCCAGGAGAGUGACCUGGAGAGCACAGCUUCGUCUCCCAGAGGAAGCCGCCUGAACAGAGGGGAGGAGGACAGCUGCAGUCCCUGGCAGUCCUGUCGGAGCCGCUCCAGGCGUUUCAGGGCGGGGGCCGUCUCCAUGGGACCCCCCCCUCCUCCCAAAGCUGCUCCUCCCAAAGUGGUCGCUGACAGCGCCUUCCUGGAGAAACUGCACGCUGUGGAGGAGGAGCUGGCUGUGUGCUUGGAGCCCUACCAGCCUCUGUCUGAGUCUCAGGACGAGGUGGGUCUGAUGGCGUACCGGACUCGGUCCAAGCGUCCUUUACGGGACGUCCCGCUGGGCCAGCUGGAGGCGGAGCUCCGAGCUCCUGACAUCACACCUGAUAUGUACGACUCAAGCUCCGCCCACGAGGACAGGGACUGGACUGAUUGGCUGAGAGGCCUGAUGACCUCAGACAUGGAAAACGAAGAGGAGUGUGAUGAUGAAGAUGAUCCAGAGUACAACUUCCUGGCCGAAAUCGAUGAACCAGAUGUGGAGGAUUACCGUGACGACAAGGCUGUCCGCAUCACCAAGAAGGAGGUCAACGAGCUGAUGGAGGAGCUGUUUGAGACGUUAAAAGAAGACCUGGCAGGACAGGAAGUGGACGAUGAAGGCCACGAGGAAGAGGAGGAGCCUCAGCCUGUUCAAACACACACACCUCAGGAGCAGCACCACACCAGCAUGGCGACAGAGCUCCAUGACACAGCAAGACGGCCCCAGCUAACAACUGCCAGCACCACCACACUGUGUAAACGCAACACAACCACAACUGAACACCCUCCGCCCACGCACCACGCCCUAACACACCCACUGCCCCCGCCUGCCCGCCCCGGGGCACCCCGCCCCCCCGGCCCACCGGCUACCCACCCGCCCAGCCAAGCCGCCACCGCCCACCGGUCACACCGACCAUCCGGGCCCGUCUCUUCAGGGGCCACCACCCCACUCCACACCGCCCCACUCGAUAGAAUCACGCCCUGUCUAUCCAGGUCACCACCAACCGGUCCCACCCCCCUGCCCCACCCCCCGGCUGGGUCUCCCCCGCCCACCUACUGCAUACCCCCCCUGUCCGCCCCCCCUCAUUUCACGGCCGGCGUUUUCCGCAUUCUUACCACGUACCAGAGCGGCAUGAGCCCCCCGCCAUACUUGCACCCAUAA
Molecule: messenger RNA, 2103 nt
Organism: Sander lucioperca (pikeperch)
Lineage: Eukaryota; Metazoa; Chordata; Actinopteri; Perciformes; Percidae
Product: GON-4-like protein
Exons: 15
Coding region: 208-2103 (631 amino acids)
Biological process (GO): regulation of DNA-templated transcription
Cellular component (GO): nucleus
Molecular function (GO): transcription coregulator activity
Source: RefSeq, a predicted model, not a curated record